Molecule: messenger RNA, 759 nt
Organism: Caenorhabditis sp. 36 PRJEB53466
Lineage: Eukaryota; Metazoa; Nematoda; Chromadorea; Rhabditida; Rhabditidae
Source: the annotation of a GenBank genome assembly
AUGGACACUCCGGACGGUCCGAAUUUGGAACGAGAUGUGCAACGGAUCUUGGAGUUGAUGGAGCACGUGCAAAAGACGGGAGAAGUGAACAAUCCGAAGCUCGCUUCCCUGCAGCAAGUGCUUCAAUCCGAAUUUUUCGGAGCCGUCCGAGAGGUCUACGAGACUGUCUACGAGUCGAUCGAUGCGGAUGCCACUCCAGAUGUGAGUCAUAUUUAUUCAUUGCAAAUUUCUAUGAGUUUUCAUUCUCAGACCAAAGCAGCCGCAACUGCAAAAGCAACGGUGGCGGCGUUCGCAGCAGCCGAAGGACACGCCCAUCCACGGAUCAUCGAGCUGCCGAAGACGGAUCAGGGGCUCGGAUUCAAUGUGAUGGGAGGAAAAGAACAGAAUUCACCCAUCUACAUUUCCAGGUAAAACCACUGCAAGUAAUAGUUCAAAUUUACUUUUUCGCAGAAUAAUUCCCGGAGGGGUAGCUGAUCGACACGGCGGACUGAAGAGAGGAGACCAGUUGAUUGCUGUGAAUGGAGUUGUAGGAGUUCCAUAUUCGAUUGGCCGAGACUAGAAUUUCAAUUCCAGAACGUGGAGAGUGAAUGCCACGAAAAAGCGGUCGAUCUUCUCAAAUCCGCAGUCGGAAGUGUGAAGCUGGUCGUCCGUUACAUGCCCAAAUUGCUCGAUGAGAUGGAAAGGCGGUUCGAACGCCAACGUCUCCGAUCCACUCAGCAGAGUCCGACUCUCCCGACGCCCUCUGCUUCUAGAAGAUAA